Molecule: messenger RNA, 1736 nt
Organism: Carcharodon carcharias (great white shark)
Lineage: Eukaryota; Metazoa; Chordata; Chondrichthyes; Lamniformes; Lamnidae
Product: tigger transposable element-derived protein 4-like
Exons: 2
Coding region: 889-1677 (262 amino acids)
Molecular function (GO): nucleic acid binding
Source: RefSeq, a predicted model, not a curated record
CUCAGAUGCGACGAAACUUGGAUUAGUUGAAUUUGCCUAAGAUUGUCAUAUGACUGCGCCAACCAAACACAAGAGCCCCAAAUCAUGGAGCACUGGGCAAGAUCUCCCUGUGAAAGAAUGUAUACAACCUGCAAGUAUGGCUAAACCUGUGAGGAAAGUUAAAAGUGUUGUCGAUUGGAGAGAAGGUGAAGUUGAUACAGCAAGUAGAAAAUCGGGGCGUGAAGCGGAAAGUGGACAUCGCAAAGGAGUGGGAGAUUCCACCAUCAAGUUUGUCCACCAUUAUGAAACAUAAGGUGAACAUCUUGGAACAGUUUGACAAGCAGGCAUUCUCUCCAGCAAGGAAGAGGAUGAGAAUGGCUGCAUAUCCCGACAUCGAAGCAGCUCUGCUAACUUAAUUCAAGGCAGCCCGAGCAGAGAACAUUCCCAUCUCGGGUCCAAUCCUGCAGGAAAGGGGAGUCGCCCUGGCAAAGAAGCUGGGCCACAUGGAGUUCACCUGCAGCGAUGGAUGGCUGGACCGAUUCAAUACUAGGCAUGCGAUGUCCACUUUCCGCUUCACGCCCCGAUUUUCCACUUGCUGUAUCAACUUCACCUUCUCUCCAAUCGAUAACACUUUUAACUUUCUCACAGGUCUUCCGGGCGCUAAGCAGUGAGGGAGCGGCGGUUAAGGCAGCAAUGACAGAUGAUUGGCUCCAAAAAGGUCUUGCCCACAUCUUGUGUGAAACACAUAAUGGUGGAAAGUGGAGCAAGGAACGCAUCACUGUUGUGGUCUGCGCCAAAAUGGAUGGCACCGAAAAGCUGCCCCUUGUAAUAGGAAAGUCCAAGAAGCUACGUUGUUAGACAAAUGUCAAGACACUACCCGUGCAGUACGAGGCUAGCAAAACUGCUUUGAUGACCUCCAGUAUUUUUGAGGUGUGGAUCAGGAAAGUGGAUAAAAUGUAUCAACGAAAGAAAAGGAAGAUUGUCAUCAUUACAGACAACUGCCCUUCACACCCCAACAUCGCUGGCCUGAAGACUGUGAAACUGUUGUUCUUGCCUCCCAAAACCGUGGCCAAGCUCCAGCCAAUGGACCAGGGGGUGAUUAGGAACCUGAAAACCCACUAUCGACGGCAGCUGAUUUCUCAGGUUAUCAAGGCCAUCAAUAAGAAGCAAAAGUACAAUCCAACUCUACUAGAAGUCAUGUUCAUGAUGAAGAAGGCAUGGAAAAUGGUGACUGAAGCCACAAUUGCCAACUGCUUCUAUCGUACUGGGUUCAAACUGAUUAUGACUGCACAAGAUGUCGAGAAAGAGGAGGAGCAGGGUGAAGUCAACCAACCAGAUGACGAGACACUUUUUGCUCAGCUGCGGGAGGCUGGCAUGGAAAUUCCAGCAGAGAUAACCAUGGAAACUUACGCAGAGAUGGAUGAUGCCAUACGGUGCACAUGGGAGCUGACAGAUGAUAUCAUCCUAGAUGCAGUACAUUCCUCACCCGAGGAGGUUGAAAAGUCCGAUGAGUGUCUGCCCGCUCGCCCACCUGUUUCCCUAGCCGAUGCCUCAAAGGCCUUAGAGAUGCUCUGCGAUUUUGCACUACAGCAUGAAAACACUGAAAACAUGUUUGACUGCAUUGAAGACAUGGCAGACUGUGUCGCCCACGUCCAAAAUCAGCAUGCUAAGCAGAAAAAGAUUAUGGAGUGUUUCUGACGCUAACUCCCAACAUUUUUCAGUGCAAAGCCCUAGCCUUUUACAAGGUCAGGUCAUUG